Molecule: messenger RNA, 3523 nt
Organism: Haliotis rufescens (red abalone)
Lineage: Eukaryota; Metazoa; Mollusca; Gastropoda; Lepetellida; Haliotidae
Product: serine/threonine-protein phosphatase 6 regulatory ankyrin repeat subunit B-like
Exons: 5
Cellular component (GO): cytoplasm; nucleus
Molecular function (GO): protein binding
Source: RefSeq, a predicted model, not a curated record
UAUUUCUUAUAAUUCUUUCAUUCCGAGUGUACCAUUGCAUGUCCACCCUACCAUGAACAUGGGCAAGACUCGAAAGAUAUUUUGCAGUAAUUGUAUAUUUUUUUGUGAUAACAUAUGAUUUGUCUAUGCCAUGAUUGCGUAUUCAGUAUGCUAGAAGUUGUCACUUGCAAUUGUGCGCACGAAGCGACCAUAUGCUGCAAUGGGUUUCAAUUGAGUAAAAGCCAGUAACCCCAUUGAUCAUAAUGCUAUUCGUUUUCAAUAUGCAGUUACAAAAGCAGAUAUUGCACAUGAACAUAUUCGUCUUGCUACAUAUUAUUUUAUGAAUUGAAAAUCUGGUUGUCAGAGAGGGGUCUUUAGAAUUUCUUAGUUCCAAGUUCAUGAUACCAAUUCACUAAUAUUUCUGUUACUGCAUCAUAUCCAUCUUAUGUGAAGCACGUGUUUCUUGAUAUCUUGAUCGUACACCGGAAAGGCAUUUGUUGUGAACUUUCAGGAAAAUUUGACAAACUACACGUGGAUCUUAAUGCCAGUGAACAUGCCACGUAAUCAACAUUGGGUGCUACUGGUGGCUAAUGUCAAGGAUGGAACAGUGGGCGUGGUUAAUUCUAAACCCUCCUUAAUUGUGGAGGACUAGGUUGUACAACACUGGAGGCUCUUUGUAAACCACUUGAAAUCUACGUCUAAGGAAAGGAGAAAGUCAUGGAUGAAGAAACAGUACCCAGUGAUAGAACAGUCAGAUGGACACAGCUGUGGAAUAUUCGUUCUGAUGGCUGCUGAUGCAAUUUUGUCGGAGAAGUCUCCAGGCAUCACGAGGAACUGUCACGUUGAGAAAUACAGGCUGUAUGUGCUUCAGAGGAUACUACAAUAUGCCAAGGACAAGGGAGAUAUGCAAGGUGGAGGUAAUCACAUGAUGGCAGUUGAUGGACAGGGUAAUGUCAGAAACGAAAUUCAAACUGUAACGCUGGAGACAAGAGAUGUACUGGAAAAUAGCUGUACAAUAUCAACAGAGCAAGGAGGUCCAACUAUUCAUGAAGAGGAUGGACAUGAAACACAUGAAGGAACCGACUCUGCUGUCGCCAGUGAUGAAAAUACAGAGAACUAUCCAUGUUUGGAUCAGCACCUGUUGGAUAAGCAGAAGAUGGCGUGCUUGUUAGUGGUUGCUUUGGCGGAGAAUAACCUGGAGGAGAGGAUGCUAUGGGCAAGGUCUGACACAGGGACUCGCGUGGAAAGAGAAACCUACAAAAAAUAUAUUGUUUGGGCACUCAAGGUUUUUGACAUCAAUGAAAAAGAAUACACUGAAAAUAUGAUGAAACCUAUUUUAUCUCAAUUGGCGAAAUGCUGUCUCCAUCAUGAAGCAGGCUCAUAUAGAAUAAGAAAUCAUGAAGUAGCAAUAAAGCUAAGAGAAAUACUGCUACGUGAUGUGGGACAGUUGGUUGAAAGGAUGGAUAUCGAGUUCAUAUUUCGUUAUGUGACAUUUAGAGGUGAUCGAACCGAAGCGGAACAACUAGAUGUGCCUUUAAAAAUCGAAUUGAAACAUGAUGAUCUGCAUAUUGUAGCGAAGCGGUUUCUUGCAGCUGUACAUGGCAGAAAGUUUGCCUUUGUGUGCAUGCAUUCCCUAUUCCAGGUAGAGACAUUUGUUGAUAUGGUUUGGGAGAAUAUCUUGCAUAAUCUGAACAAGGACAGAUCGGAACUGUUGAAAGUAUUGUCAAAAAAGGACAUUAUAUAUGGAUAUUCCUUUCUGUUUUGGGCGAGCAUCACAGACAACUCGAAUUUGCUGAAGAAAGCAUUGAACAGUGUUCAGUUUAUGGUAAAGAACAGACAGGAAGCUUUGUUUGGAAGUUGCUUUGGGAACAGUUUAGCCAACUUCGAUUACUUGUGUUCCAAAAAUAACUGGCAGUUGGAUACAUUGUGUAUGACGCUACCCGAACUCCCAAGACCUCUUAUCAUUAAACUGCAGUUGGCAGUUGCAGUUGAUCUGGGAGUAAAGUUUGGUAAAUGUUCACUUUUGGACAUUGCCUGUAUGGGUGGGUUGUCUGCAGUGGCUUCCAGAUUGUCACAUUUGAUAAAGAUGAGCAAGAACAGGAACAGGUCAAGAAAGAAUACAUAUGUACAUUAUGCAUCCUUGUGCCUAAAGGGCAAAGAUACCAUGGAUACAAUUACAAAAAUUGGAAAACUGAAUGUCAAUAUAAAAGGCCCUGAAGGAUCAACACCUUUACAUUACGCAUGUGCAGUUGGAAAUGUUAGCAUUGUAAGCUAUCUGUUACAGGAAGUAGUGGACAUCAGUGAGCAAAACAAGAAGGGUGAAACUGGGCUUCAUUUAGCAUGUAUAUAUGGAAAUGCAGAAGUUGUUACAAAGUUAUUACAGAACAAGGGAAUAAUUCAUUUGAAAGAUAAUGCUGGCCGCACACCUCUACAUCGUGCAGCCUGGCAGGGAGAUCGGGUGGUUGUGGAGGUGUUAUUACAGAACAAGGCAAAUGUGGAUGAGAAACGUCAAAAUGGCAGCACACCUCUACAUGAUGCAUCCGGGCAGGGACAUCGGGUGGUUGUGGAGGUGUUAUUAAAGAACAAGGCAAAUGUGGAUGAGAAAGAUAAAGAAGGCAGCACACCUCUAAAUGAUUUACAGAACAAGGCAAAUGUGGAUGAGAAAGAUAAGGAAGGCCGCACACCUCUACAUCAUGCAGCAUACCAGGGACAUCGGAUGGUUGUGGAGGUGUUAUUACAGAACAAGGCAAAUGUGGAUGAGAAACGUCAAGAUGGCAGCACACCUCUACAUCAUGCAGCCUACCAGGGACAUAGAGAGGUUGUGGAUGUGUUAUUACAGAACAAGGCAAAUGUGGAUGAGAAACGUAAUGAUGGCAGCACACCUCUACAUCAUGCAGCCUACGAUGGACAUAGAGAGGUUGUAGAGGAGUUAUUACAGAACAAGGCAAAUGUGGAUGAGAAAGAUAAGGAAGGCCGCACACCUCUACAUCAUGCAGCCUACCAGGGACAUCGGGUGGUUGUGGAGGUGUUAUUACAGAACAAGGCAAAUGUGCAUGAGAAACGUAAUGAUGGCAGCACACCUCUACAUCAUGCAGCCUACGAUGGACAUAGAGAGGUUGUGGAUGUGUUAUUACAGAACAAGGCAAAUGUGGAUGAGAAAGAUAAGGAAGGCCGCUCACCUCUACAUCAUGCAGCCUGGCAGGGACAUCGGAUGGUUGUGGAGGUGUUAUUACAGAACAAGGCAAAUGUGGAUGAGAAACGUCAAGAAGGCAGCACACCUCUACAUCAUGCAGCCUACCAGGGACAUCGGGAGGUUGUGGAGGUGUUAUUACAGAACAAGGCAAAUGUGGAUGAGAAAGAUAAGGAAGGCCGCACACCUCUACAUCAUGCAGCCAGCCAGGGACAUAGGGAGGUUGUGGAGGUGUUAUUACAGAACAAGGCAAAUGUGGAUGAGAAAGAUAAGGAAGGCCGCACACCUCUACAUCAUGCAGCCAGGCAGGGACAUAGGGAGGUUGUGGAGGUGUUAUUACAGAACAAGGCAAAU